Molecule: messenger RNA, 2095 nt
Organism: Dunckerocampus dactyliophorus (ringed pipefish)
Lineage: Eukaryota; Metazoa; Chordata; Actinopteri; Syngnathiformes; Syngnathidae
Gene: mmp19
Product: matrix metallopeptidase 19
Exons: 9
Coding region: 150-1718 (522 amino acids)
Biological process (GO): collagen catabolic process; proteolysis; extracellular matrix organization
Cellular component (GO): extracellular matrix
Molecular function (GO): zinc ion binding; metalloendopeptidase activity
Source: RefSeq, a predicted model, not a curated record
UUUUUAAGACCGCAACUGUACCGAGGGCUCUACAAAUGCUUGUAUAGACAGCACUUGUAGCUCCUCUGUGAUAAACAACAGACACACACACACACACACACACACACACACACAUUGACUGCAGAUCCCCAAAUCCUCAUUCUUCACUGAUGGCUCAUAGCCUCCCCGGGGCUGAGUCACACGCCGGGUCCACUUUAAAAAGCGCUGCAGCUCCGAGUAGAGAGUACAGCUUCAGUCUACUCACUCUUGACGCGACUGAGUGUGGGCAUUCGAAAGAUCAAACUUCAAGGAUGGCGCACACCUGGCUGCUAGUGCUGCUUGUGGUGCUCACCUGCAGUGGUUCCCUCUUGUGUGCGCUGGUGCAGUGGACAGAACUGAACGAGGCAAAGGCCUAUUUGAAGCAGUAUGGCUACCUGAAUGAGCCCACCGAUCCCCAGGACCCCCACUACCUGGAGGAGGUCAUUGAAGCUCUCAGGGUCUUCCAAAGGGUGAAUGAUCUACCCUCUAGCGGAGAGUUGGAUGAAGCCACCUUGGAUGUGAUGAGGCAGCCCCGCUGUGGCUUGGAGGACCGCUUCAACAAAAAGCAUCACAAAUACAGACUGAUGGGUCGUUGGAGAAAGAAGAGUCUGACCUACCGCAUAUACAACUACACACCUGACAUGAAGAAGACACAGGUGAAAACAGCCAUUCAGGAGGCAUUCAAGUACUGGAGUGACGUGACUGAUUUGACCUUCAGAGAGGUCGACUAUGGCAGGGGCGACAUCAGGAUCUCCUUCCAUAAGAGAGACGGCUACUGUCCCGUCCCAUUUGAUGGCCUCGGUCGGGUAUUGGCACAUGCAGAACCCCCAGAAGCCGGAAUUGUCCAUUUCGACGAAGAUGAGUUGUGGACAGAGGGGUCGUACUAUGGCUCUAAUUUGCGUAUCGUGGCUGCUCAUGAAAUCGGCCAUGCUCUCGGGCUGGGUCACUCUCAGUUUAGAAGUGCGCUGAUGGCACCGGUCUAUAUUGGUUACCGUGGCAACUUCCAGCUGCAUUUAGAUGAUGUUCACGGCAUCCAGGCACUAUAUGGCAAACGCACUACCAGCAGCACUCCAUCCAGUCCAACAACGUCACAUACUGUCUUUCCUACUGAGGGUAGCAGUAGCACCAACAGCCCCCCCAACCCGUGCACUGCCACGCUGGAUGCCAUCAUGCUGGGUCCUUGGAAGAAAACCUUUGCUUUCAGUGGAAACUACAUGUGGACCAUCACCGAUCUUGGACACAACACACCAAUAAAGAUAAACAGCCUGUGGAAGGAGCUCCCUGGGAGCUUAAACGCAGCAGUGCACUCUCCAAGGACUAAUAAGACCUACUUUCUGAAAGGUGAUAAAGUGUGGAGGUACACUGGCUUUGUGCUGGAUUAUGGCUACCCUAAGAAGGUGCAGCGUAUCCCUCCCAACAUUGAUGCAGCUUUGUACUUGGAGAAGAACAAAAAGCUAAUCUUCAUCAAGGGCUCGAACUUCUGGCAGUGGGAUGAACUGAAGUACAACAUAUUAGCUUACAGGCCCAGGCCACUCUUCAUGCUCUUCAGCGGCGUGCCGUCCAGCCCAGACGCCGCCUUCACCUGGACCAACGGCAAGGUGUUCUUCUUCAGGGGAGAUGACUACUGGCGUGUCAAUGAGCUGCUGACUGUGGACAGAGGAUACCCGCUUAGCAAGAAAGAGCGCUGGAUGCGAUGCUAAGGAGUGGCCACAAGGGGGCAGCAGAUAUCAGAGGGCGCUGGUUGUUGCGCCAGACAUGCAGUGCUGCAGUGAGGAUUGUCCUUCAACCUAUUGACACUAACCUGCAACACAUUGUGAUAUUUUCUUGACUGUGACGAUUAUGUAAGGUUUUGUAUGAGCUCAUGGAGAAAUUAAAGUGAGGCUUUUGUUUUUUCUCUCAAACAUAUGUGUUGCAUUAUGAGUCUUGAUGCUUGGAGGAGCAUGUAACACGAUGAUGGGAGUGUGCUCUUUCUGCUGGUUUGAUCUGUGCUUCCAUUGUGCAAUUAUUCCCACUGGGUCGCUACAAAACAGCAUGCACUGUAUUUGUAUCUGCUGAUAUUUUGCACAAUUAAACAAAA